Amblyraja radiata (thorny skate) is the source of this 3177-nucleotide messenger RNA. It is a transcript of the gene tcaim, whose product is annotated as T cell activation inhibitor, mitochondrial. Gene Ontology annotation, cellular component: mitochondrion. The transcript has 10 exons. The record is from RefSeq and is a predicted model, not a curated record. NCBI's taxonomy places the organism in Eukaryota, Metazoa, Chordata, Chondrichthyes, Rajiformes, Rajidae. Bases 35 to 1516 code for a protein of 493 amino acids.
GGGCGGGUAGAGGGCGAGGGCGAGGACGCGGCCGAUGAUUCGAGGGGAGCCGCUACUGCGGCGGUUCCGGGCGCUGAGCAGACUUUGCAUAGAAAUAGGCAAUCAACAUGUCCGGUGUGUGAGAACGUUCUCGGUUACUGAUGCCAUUAAUGCACUGAGGCCAUUCUACCUUGCUGUGCACCCAGAUUUCUUUGGCCAACAUCCGAGAGAGAGGGAAAUGAAUGAAAAUUCCCUCAAGAAGUUAAAUAACCAUUUGCAGUGCCUGCAACAUCCUGGGCACCGAGCUCCUCAACCCACCAAGCUGACUUUCUAUGUCAGAGAGACCGCGGGCAAUGCAGGUGCCGCUCAGGGCAUGAAUACUCCAGGAUUUCGAGCUGUCAGCUUCACCCUCCAGACCCAGGACCUUCUCGGUACCGUAGUAAAUAUCUUGAAGUCCUGCUGUUUAUCCAUUGACCAUAUCCAGGGCUCAAAGGCUGCUGUGGACUCGCCUCAUCAAAAUGGGAGCAUUUCAUUCAGUCGACCCAUCAAGUGGGAUAAGACGUAUUAUACCUUCACAGGAUACAGGGACCCAGAGGAGGAGCUGGACUCUUCUCGGCAGCUGGAACCUACACUUGGGUUGUGGUUGAAUAAAAAUGUAUCUCUUGCUUUGAAGAGAUUGAUUGUCAGUCUUCCACUGCGGGAGGACCUGAAAAACCUAAAUACAGAACUGUGUGAGCAACUGGAAGUAACUGACAUCAGGUGGCGAAAAAGUUGGGGAAUAGCUCAUCGGUGCAGCCAACUGCACAGCCUGUCUCGUUUUGCCCAGCAGAACUCUGCAAUCUUGCACAAUAUCAAAGGGUGUACAUUAAUUUUUGCAGAGCACUCUGGAAUGAAUGCUGCAGGGCAGAUUAUGUUGGGAACUGUAGAUGUCCAUCAGCACUGGACAAAUCUUUUGGAGAGGUUGCCUACCUACUAUGAUCUUCACAGCCAACUUUGCAUGCUGGAAGAGAGGAUCAGCUUUCUUCUUGGAGACGUAGAGUUAAUUUACAAUGAAGACCUGCAGCCUUCGAUGAUGCUAGAGGAUUAUUACAGGAUGUUAAAGACCUUUCAUCAGAGUUUGGUUGUCAGCCGACCUCUGUUUCACCCACGAAGUCUAAAAGGACUGCAAAUGAUUCUAGAAAAAGGCUCUUCCGCACCUACUCUCCUUAAGACAGGCCAGCUGAGAGUACCCAUCACUUGUGACCCCUCUGCCUUGCAAUGGUUUAUUCUGAGCCAUACACGAACAGCCAGGACUUACCUGCGGAAGGAGGAGGAGUUGAAAAUCCAACAGGAAAAACUGAUCAAAGUUUGCAUAGAGCAGUUUUUUCUCAAAAGACUAUAUAAGGAGCAAAGUGUAUCCAGUGAACAAAUGGUAGAGUCCUGUAAAAGACUGCUUGAAGAGCCCACAGAGUUACCAAGGAUGCACCUGUGCAUUUCACAUUUCUAUUCAGUGUUACAGGAUGGUGACUUGUGCAUUCCCUGGGACUGGAAACAGUAGAUGGAAAGAAGAAAAACAGUGAACUGGUAUAGUUUCCGCUAUGGAAUAGUGCCAAGUGACUACAUAACGUUCACGUGCAAAAACAAGACUACAGCAUGUUUUUGAAAGUGUAGUUCACAUCCAAUGCUGGGAAAUUCCAGUUUGGCAACUAUAUUCCAAUUGUGCAAAUUAAAAUUGCAUAUAAUUUGCCAAAAGAGACAGGUCCCAACUAGUCCUGGUUUCCCUGGUUGUUCUUGAAUGCAGUCAGAUUCCAGCAAACGGAUUGUCGAACUGGCUUCAAAGAGGAAGAAACAUGAAUGCAAGCAGCUUUUGAUUCUGAGAUUUUGAAGCUCCACAAAGGUUACAAAAUGUAUCUAUUCGCUAUCUAAGAAUCUCCAUGCAAAACGAGUGAAGACUCAGUGCUGCUUCAGGGAGUUUCAAGGAAAUGCCUAAAUAAGGAAGAAUACAAUGAUACUUGUUGGGGAAUUAUGGACUAGGACUGUACACCACAGGAAGUUAAUUUUCAAUUGCAAGCAGAAUGUUGCAAUACCACCAAAACAAGAGGAUGCCUGACAUGUGACAUCUGUUCAAGGCAAAUAGUUUUGGCACCACCUAUCUAAAUCAUUUUACUACAGCACAACAGAUAGUUACCAUAAAGAUAGUUUGCACAUCUAAUGGUUUAUUGUACAGUGAUUCACAAUUUAUUGUCAACAAAAAUAUUCUACAUGCUUAAGGUGAAAUAAUACUUGACAUCAGUAGCCAAAGAGCCAAACCUUGCCUGCCCACUUCAUGUUCUGCUCAAGCCACCUCAGGGCAGAAGAGUGUUCCAAACUGAAGAUCUCUUCGUUUGCAAUGUUAACGGUUGUAUGUUUUAUCUGAAGCUUUGGUUCCGAAAUUCGAACAGCUGCCAGUAAUCUGUCCACUGCUGCGUCAUAACCUCCAUUUGCGAAUAAACUUUCGUCUUCAUACCUUUACAGAUAAAAGCCAUCAAAUUAAAACAUCUUAUUCUUGACCAAGAAACAAAGGACAUGAUUCCAAAAGAGUGAAUACCUUCUCAGCACAAUCUGUAGAGAUUGCUUGGAGACGCUGGGACUCUGAAUGUUGCUUGCAUUUGUUACUAGAAACAUUUCAGUUGCCAACAUCAUUUCCACUUCUGACAAGAAGCAAGGAAUAGGGAGCAGUUUACGGUACAGGUUCUCCUCAAUUGGUGGGUAGCAACCAUUGGAUAAAGCUUCUGUAAAAGGAAAAUAUGUUAUUUAUAUCUUAACCAAAACCACAAAAUGAUAUAGUAAUAUUCCAAUAAUCCAGUACUCAUGGGAUUUUGUGGACUGGCACUUAUUCCAAUAUAUUGGACACCAUUAUGAAUACUCCAGCAAGCUUCCAUUUUUGAAGAUAUUAGAGUAGUGUAAUAUUUUUUUUCUAAUGAAUCUUGUGUGUUUCAAGGGAACUUGGAGUAGGGCCUUGAUGAAUUUAAAGGGAACACUGGUAACAGUGGCCGAACAGUCUAGAUUUCCAAACAAUGGAAUAGUGGAUUAUUGGAGUUUAAUGUAUUUUCUGGUUGUUCUGUGCCAGAUCUACUGCCAAUUUCCAAAACAUAAUAUGGACCAUACCUAAAAUGUCUUUUAUUGUGUAAAGGUUUAAGAACACCCUGAAAGGUGCCAUAUUAAAUUCUUGCAAAAAUA